Molecule: messenger RNA, 674 nt
Organism: Closterium sp. Naga37s-1
Lineage: Eukaryota; Viridiplantae; Streptophyta; Zygnematophyceae; Desmidiales; Closteriaceae
Source: the annotation of a GenBank genome assembly
AUGCUCGCCGUUACUGUCGAGCCCUUUCUCACGCCCGGCACCACUCUCCCCCAUCCAACCCUCGUUGUCUUCCACCUCUCUCCGUUCCUCCCUCUUCCCUUCUUUCCUGCCUCUCCACCCGUACUCACACCUCCCCCCCCCCUCUUCUCACCAUGCUCCAUCCCCCCGCCUGGUGCCCACACUCCCGUCCCGGCGGUGCUGGCGGCGUGCCAGGAGCAGUGGGCGGCGGCGCUGCAGGGGUGGGCCGCGGGGGGCGACUGCGCUGCCGUGUACGGCGUGGAGUGCGACGCUGCCGGCAUGAUUACUUAUAUGCACGUGGCAGAGCAGUCUCUGGACGGCCCCCUACCGGAUGUUAUCGGCAACCUCACAGCGCUCACAUACCUCCGUCUCGCAACCACCAACCUCGCGGGGUCCAUCCCACCCUCCUUUUCUCGCCUCGCGCUCCUCCACCUGCUGGAUCUGAGCUACAACAGGGGAAUCACAGGCUCCAUUCCCGACGCACUCUCAAGCCUCACCAAUCUCAACGCCCUGGGGCUCAGCUACAUGGAUCUAACAGGGUCCUUUCCAUCAUGGGUGUCCGGUCACACCACAUUAGACUACAUAAGCCUGGUGGGCAAUCGGCUGAGCGGAGCCAUCCCGGAAUCACUUGGCAGUGCCAUCAGCCUCAACAUCUU